Calypte anna (Anna's hummingbird) is the source of this 626-nucleotide messenger RNA. Its product is annotated as histone H3. The record is from RefSeq and is a predicted model, not a curated record. Gene Ontology annotation, molecular function: DNA binding; structural constituent of chromatin; protein heterodimerization activity. The coding region runs from base 10 to 420 and encodes 136 amino acids. NCBI's taxonomy places the organism in Eukaryota, Metazoa, Chordata, Aves, Apodiformes, Trochilidae. The transcript has a single exon. Gene Ontology annotation, cellular component: nucleosome.
UCUUUAGUAAUGGCCCGUACGAAGCAGACCGCGCGUAAAUCGACAGGCGGGAAGGCGCCCCGCAAGCAGUUGGCCACCAAGGCGGCCCGCAAGAGCGCGCCGGCCACGGGCGGCGUGAAGAAGCCGCACCGGUACCGUCCCGGCACGGUGGCGCUGCGCGAGAUCCGGCGGUACCAGAAGUCGACGGAGCUGCUGAUCCGCAAGCUGCCGUUCCAGCGGCUGGUGCGGGAGAUCGCGCAGGACUUCAAGACGGACCUGCGGUUCCAGAGCUCUGCGGUGAUGGCGCUGCAAGAGGCGAGCGAGGCCUACCUGGUGGGUCUCUUCGAGGACACCAACCUGUGCGCCAUCCACGCCAAGCGCGUCACCAUCAUGCCCAAGGACAUCCAGCUGGCCCGGCGCAUCCGCGGUGAACGCGCAUAACCCAACAUUAACCGAUACACGUAGAUAUUUUCUGUCAUUUUAAUAACACAAAGGCUCUUUUAAGAGCCACUACUGGUCCCAAAAAAGGAGCUGGAACACGUACAUCCUAAAAUUCAUAUUACAUUCUGUAAUUCGUCACAUCACAAAGUAAACAUUUAAUAAUCUAAGCGGUAACUGAGGCGCAGAAUGGUUGCUUAAUCCGCACA